Molecule: messenger RNA, 6121 nt
Organism: Ictalurus punctatus (channel catfish)
Lineage: Eukaryota; Metazoa; Chordata; Actinopteri; Siluriformes; Ictaluridae
Gene: camsap1a
Product: calmodulin regulated spectrin-associated protein 1a
Exons: 18
Coding region: 314-4549 (1411 amino acids)
Biological process (GO): negative regulation of microtubule depolymerization; neuron projection development; cytoplasmic microtubule organization
Cellular component (GO): microtubule minus-end
Molecular function (GO): microtubule minus-end binding; calmodulin binding; spectrin binding
Source: RefSeq, a predicted model, not a curated record
UCCAAUGGCGAGCCGCGUUCUGCAGCCACAGCACCGCUCCGUUCAUCCAUAGCGGCCGUGCUGGACGAGCUUCUGCACGACAUGCAGCUCCACUGACACUGUAGCUUUCAUACCGGACAUCGGUUUUAUUUAUGUCGGAUUUGAUCUGUAUCCGAUUGUCAUGUAGCGGAGGCCGCAGUGCUGGAUGGGAGUGUGUUGCUAGGCGGACAGGGAAAAGCCUCUUUUUACAGUUAUUACAUUAUAACAGGGAGCGUUGAAGCCUCACAGCGGUGUUUCUUCAGAUUCUCAACUGUGGAUUGUUCACAUCUGGAGGAUGGAUGCAGAUGGAGGGGAUGGAGGCCUUGAGAUUAAAAUCGCUUCAGCGGAGCUUUACGACUCGUCCCGGGCAAAAAUCGACGCCAACCUACGCUGGCUCUUUGCCAAAGCUUAUGGUGAAGAUCAUGUCCCGGAUGAUUUGAGAGACCCAUUCUAUGUGGAUCAGUAUGGUGUUGAGCACAUUAAGCCUCCCGUGCUGGAGCUUCUGCUCUCGGCUGAGCUCUACUCGCGCGUGUGUGCCUUCCUCUCGCUGGGCGAGCAGUCGACCACGCGCCACACGCAUCACUCGGUCCUGCAGGUGCUCGCCCGUCACUCCAUCCAUGUCCUGGAGCCUGACGGCACGCCUGUUACACACCACGACCUCAUCUCCGCCCCCAUCAGGAUGAGCUCCCACAUCCCUCUGAUUGAUGCUCUGAUGCUGGCAUGUACAAUGGAGAUGAUGAGUAUAGAGCAGGUGGUAUCAUGUCUUAAACGCUUCUCCACCUUUUCCCCCACCAAAGAACUGCAGCGGCCCUUCCACAUGGAGGAGGCUAUGCUCUUCUGGAUUAACAAGGUUAUUUCAAGAACCAGGGAGAUCUGUGAGAAGGAGUUCAAACUGAAACAACAAUUGAUGGACUCGCCAUGUCAUCAAAAGGUACGUUACCGUAGAGACCAUGUGUCCAGUCGUAUUCUCCCUCACCUGCCAGUGGUGGAGGAUUUGAUGAAAGACCUAUGUGAUGGUGCCGCCUUGCUGACCAUCAUUCAUUACUACUGCCCUGAAUACAUGAGACUAGAAGAUAUCUGCUUGAAGGAAGUUUUGUCACUGUCUGACAGUGUGUAUAAUAUUCAGCUCCUAAGUGAGUUUUCCAAUGAGUAUCUGAACCGCUGUUUGUAUCUGCGCACUGAAGACUUACUAUAUGCUCCAGCAGUGUUAAAGCACAAUGUGAUGGUUUACAUAGCAGAGCUGUUUUGGUGGUUCGAGGUGAUGUCACCAGACUUUGUGAACCCCAAAGAUCUACAAGACAUCAAAGAAGUUAGAGCUUUGGCACAGCCGAAGAGCUCCCGCCCCCACAUACCUGUUUCAAACUUCACAAAGCGUAGCUUCUUAAGCUCCUCCCCCUCAGUGGACUCCUUGGCGACAGGCCCUGUUAAUGACACCUGUAUCAGGUAUUACCGCCCCCUGGAGGAAUCUGCAUCUGGGCCCAAAGCAAGCACCUCCUACUCGCUCCUUUCACUGAAACAGAGACAACAGAAUCCUGUCCAGGGGGAGGACACUACAGAGUUCAGGAACAGGUCUAGUUCUCUCUCGCGCAUGGAUAGACACAGUCCUGGAUCCCGGCUGGCCUGGAUGGAGAGAAAACAAAGACCAAUUUCUCAGUUGGAGUUGGAGUGGGAGCGUGUGGGUAGUGACAACAUCAGCUUAACACGCUCCAUCAGCAAAGACAGUUUAGCUUCCAAUGUCAUCUCUGUAACUCCUCGACACCAUGUCAAUGGUCAGCCUUCCCCAGAAACAGCACACAACAAUGACAGUGAGGUAAAGGAUGAGGUGCUUGUGGCCAUUAUAGGACCCAGGGGAAUGGCUGGGUUCAAAGAGCCCCAGCCAGAGAGCUUCUUCCUGGAGCCACUGCAGCCGGCUGUCUUACGACCUAAUAAGGAGAAAAUCAAAGUGGUCAGUAAACGAGAAGAAAGUGGCGAGGGGCAAAUCCAGAGACGAGGAGGGGGACACUCGCCCGUUGACCACACAAUAAUAAACCAAAGUUUCAUGACCGUUGACACUGUGGAACCAGAAAACAUCAACUCUGUGCAACCUGGUGGUUUCUUCCUACAUGGAAACUGUGAGCUUCCGAGACAUGGAAAAGAUGAGUGGGUAGGUGGAGCCUCAGAGUCAGAGACUGAGGAUGAAGAAGGGGAAGAUGAUCUAGAAGAGAAAGUGCUUGAAAGCACUCUAAUGUGUCAAGGUGAAAAGUUAAAGUGCCGAGGUCACCGACAAGAAGAAGAUGAGUCGGCAAAGUUGUGCGAGGAUGUGCGAGUGUGUGAGCACGACAAAGAUGACAAAGAUGGCACCAGUGAACGUUGUAGCCCGUGUCCAAGCUCACUUUCGCAGGCUAGCAGCGUCUCUAGCCGUAUGACUAGCUUUGCAGAGCGAAGAUUGCACCGCACCACUGUGCAUGAUGGUUACAGCAGUGCUAGCAGCUCACAUGCUACCACUCCUGAUGGCUCCGAGAGUGGCACCUUGAGUCCCGACAUAAAAGGAGGCGUCGCCUCGGACCUUGUCCACCUGCGACUGCAGCUAGAGGAUAAGCGUCGUGCCAUUGAGGCUCAGAAGAAGAAGAUGGAGGUGCUGGCAGCACGGCAGAGGCUUCAGCUGGGUAAAGCAGCUUUCCUUAAUGUGGUUAAGAAGGGGCGCGGCGAUACACUGCCACAUCUUGCCAAACAGGAAUUAGUGGCAAUGAACGAGAAAGAACUGACAAAGGAUGACACAUGCAUGGAGGUGUUGAAGGCUAAGAGCAAGGAAACUGAGGAAAACCUGGAUAAAGAGUCAAGAAAACUGUGGGAGGAUUCAGUUUCACCUGCAGCCGCUUGUGGAUUAGAGAGGGAUAAUCGCAUGGGUGAAGGGGCGGAUGUGGAGGAAGUGGGUGAAGACUUAGAUCUGAGUGAUUGUAGCCGCUCAAUUGAGCUCUUGAAUGACGCGAUUGGUACAAUCCAGCAGCAGAUGAUGCAGCUGUCUGUCCAACAGGAGCUGCUCAUGAAACAAACCCUGAAGUCUCCACCACAGGAAUACAUGAUGAAACCUCAGUCUCCUGAGGCUAAGCCCCGAGCGUCUAUGCAGUUCUUAGAGAUGUCCACUGCGACUCGACGACCUCCCAAGUUAAGUUCGUCUCGUAGCACUCGAACCAAACCUUUAGAGCUUAAGCUUAGCAAGGAGAACAGCACUCGAGCAAGUUCAAAAGUUAGUGCCCGGACACCCACUACUGAUUCCAGAACACCUACGGACUGCAGGACGCCCCGAGCAGAGAACGACGAAGAGGAUGUGGCCAAGGCAACUGGACACGGCCCUGGCAGAGGCGUGGUACGAAAUACCACAUUCCGUCUCCAUGAUUCUGGGAACCAAAAGUCUGAGGCUCCAGAGUUGCCCAAACUAGAAUCGCCAGCAGUGGAAGAGCAAAGUGUGUCUGGAAAGGAAACCAUUGUGGAUCAGUGUGAAGAGAAGAAAGCCCAGCUGAUCGAGGUGGCCCUGUCUGACCUGGCUGACGCACCUGACUCUGGCGAGCAAAAAUCAGGACUAGGAUUUUUCUUCAAGGAUGAUCAGAAGGCAGCGGAUGAGCUGGCGAAGAAGCGUGCUGCAUUCCUGCUGAAGCAACAGAAGAAGGCAGAGGAGGCACGUCUGCGCAAGCAGCAGUUGGAGGCGGAGUCAGAAUUCAAACGAGAUGAGGCCAGGCGUAAGGCAGAGGAGGAGCGCAUGCGUAAGGAGGAGGAAAAGGCACGAAGGGAUCUCAUCAAGCAGGAAUAUCUGCGCAGAAAACAACAAGAACUGAUGGAAGAACAGGGAGUGGCCAAGCCCCGCCCGCACCGCAGGAGGCCCCGCCCCAAAUCAGUCCAUCGCGGCCAAUCCGGCACCACCACCCCUGUAAGUUUAUGUGCUGCUCCAUCUGGCUCCUCUCUUUCUCUGGCAUCUGCUGUUACUGAAGCAGACAGCGUUACCUCGGGAGGAGGCUCACAGAGAGGUGGAGGUGAUUCACUGGAGUCGUUUCCUAUGUUAAGCCGUAAUGCUAGCAGGAACAUGGAGAGAGACUGGGACAACGGUUCGACAGCUUCCUCCAUUGCCUCUACAGCAGAGUACAGCGGCCUGAGGUUGUUUAAGGAGCCCAGCGCUAAGUCCAAUAAGCUGAUCAUCCAGAAUGCCAUUGCCCACUGCUGUCUGGCUGGCAAGGUCAACGAAGCCCAGAAGAAUGCUGUGUUAGAGGAAAUCGAGCGGUGUGAGGCCAAUCACUUGAUGAUCCUGUUCCGUGAUGGCGGCUGCCAGUUCCGGGCACUUUAUGCGUUCAUGCCUGACUCUGAGGAGCUGAUAAAGCUGUCGGGAACCGGCCCACGCGCCAUAACGCGCAAAAUGAUUGACACACUCUUCAAAUACAGCUCGGACCGCAAGCAGUUUACCGUCAUCCCGACCAAGACGGUCUCUGCCAGCGUGGACGCCAUCACCAUCCACAACCACCUGUGGCAGCUCAAACGACACUGCUCCUCCAAGAGGAAAUGAAAAACACUUCUUUUUUUUUUUUUCCUUCUUUUUCUUCUCGCAUUCCUAUUGGCUCCUGAAUUAAGCUUCCUUAUUGGUCAUCUCCUAUAAGCUCCUGGGCCAGUGUAGCUCGACUCUCAACGACCCAAUCCAUAACAGCGUAUUGCAGCUCAGGCGUGCCAGCGACUCCAAGAGGAAGUGACGCGCUCUUUUCUCGCGCACCUACAGUAUUAGCUCCGGAAUCGUGCUUCCUUAUUGGCUGUGUCCUAUUAGCUACUGCUGCACUCUUCGCUGUCAUACCGACUGCAGGUGAUGGAUUCGGUGUGCAUGACGGGCGUGUCUGCGCAGGUGAGCGUCACCGUGAAGCUGAGAUUUACGAAAUAGAGCCGCGGAACCAUGAUAUCACCGCGCUGCCUUGAUUUGCAUAUGGAACCCUUAACUCCACCCUCACUGGUCACAUGACCCUCAAAAUAUGAGCACACCUGGCAUUGAAGGGGUGGGGCAUGUCUCUGACAAAGAGUGUCACGACUUGUUUUGUUUUGUUCAGUGUUUUGUUGUUGUUUUUUUUAACCGCAUGUGGCACUUUUUCAGUUCGGAAAGAGAUGGGUUCGGUUGUACUGUAGUAUUAUUUCACUUUGAACACUCACACAGAUGCACACACACCCGUGCUUGACUUAACACACACUAAAAAGUGUGUGUCUGUGUGUGUUGGGUUUUUUGUUACCUCUACGCUGCUGAUUCUUUUUCUCUAAUAAUGCUCACUAUAGCAAUGCACUAUGACCAGUGCUAUGUGCAAAACUGCAAAAGCACAUGAAAAUGUGUGUGUGUGUGUGUGUGUGUGUGUGUGUGUUUUGGAGUAGUUAGUAUGGUUAGAUGCUGAAGUGAGGUGAAGGCCUUUGUGGAUUACUUUAAUCACAAUUUAAAAGCUUUUAUCAUGGGACAGGAAUGUAUUUGUGUUCGCUGUCUGAUUUGUCCUCCACUUCACCCCCUCCUCCAUUCAGUGUUAGUCUGUUCUUUUCAGAGGCCACUGACAGUAUUGAUGUACUUCUGCAAUUCUUCACUGAGCAACAUGAUUGUCAUGGAAACUCUCUGGUUAUGUUGUGUGUGUGUGUGUGUGUGUGUGUUUGUGUGUGCGUGUGCGUGUGCGUGCGUGUGCGUGCGUGUGUGCGCGUGCAGUUCUUCGUUUAACAUAAAUGUAUAGACUGUAAAGACUUUAGCUUUACUUUUUCUUUUAUUACUUUUUCACAUAUUUAUUUUAAAGAGGAGCCCUGAUAAAUGAAUAAAUUAUUCAAGCAACGUCGGUUUUGUAUAAAUCCUGUUCUUUUUCAUGUAUUUGUUUGUUUGUUUGUUUGUUUGUUUGUUUGUUUAUUUAUUACAUCCUUGCAGUGGACAUCCCUGUGCAGUGAUUGGAGUGAAAUUCAAAUGGGAAGCGUUUCAAUUCAUCUUCACGCAUAACUCCGGACUGAACCCCAGAACCUUACGAAAUCCUUUUAUAGUUACUUUUAUGCUUAUUUGGAUUUCCAGGGACAGUAUGAAGUGCUUCAAAUUUGGGUAAGUAAGAUUAUGAAGUUAAUUUUGUGUGUGUGUGUGGGG